AUCUCUAUGGCACUCUGACCCUCUGAGAGGUGAGCACAAAGGCGCUGAGGAGAAGAGGAAGGGUAAAGAGGACAGAGGAGGUGAAGGAGGAAGCUGCGAGCAGGAGAGUGAGGAGUGGGCGGAGCCAGAGACGGAGGAGGUGCAUGCUCCCCCUUCAGUCCCCCCCUUCCCCUUGGACAUCCUCUUUUUGAGCGACGUUGUUUCAGUGACCGGAAGUGAAGAAUGGAUUAUAGACAGAGUGCAGGCCGGGGGCUCAGGCUGAGGGGGGGUCUCGAUGUCAGACUCCCCAGGACUAGAGCCCUGCUGCUGGGCUUCCUGCUGGCGGCGGCGGGGCUUCUCUCACCGUUGGUGGCGGGUGAGGAGAUGGAUAUAGAUGUGCUGGGGGGGGUGGAGUUACUGGAAGCAGGAGAGGGCGUGGGCAGAGAGCUGGAGGCGUCCAUGACAUCAUCCUUGCUGCAGGACUUCCAGGAAGUGACCGAGGGGCUGCACGCCAUGGAGGCUGUUGCCAUGGACACCAUGGACAGGUCGGUGACUCAGCAGAGCACGACGCCCACCGCCUUCCCAGACUCAGCGGCGGUCGUCGGUCGGAUCUUUAAGAUGAAGGUGCCCAACAAGAAGGAGGAUGUUUACCUGGGUGACAUCAUCAAGAUCACAGAGUUGGGUCGGGACUCCCUCCCCUCAUGGCUGCAUUGGUUCCCCCACAGCAGGACCCUACAGGGUUUACCUUUGGAGGAGGACAAAGGUGUCCAUUACAUCUCUGUCUCCAUCUCCAACCAAUCCAAAUCCUCCGCUUCCUCAGACAUGUUUUCCAUAGAGGUUCACCCUGAAGAUCAUUCAGACUCAGAUUCAGCCCAGCUGGCGUCAAAUCAAGCCUCCACAGAUGACGAUUUCCAGUCGUUUAUGUGUAGCAACGAGGAGCCGGUCACCGUGCUUACGGUGAUCCUAGACGCAGAUCUGACAAAGAUGAGCUCUGAGCAGAGAGUGGAGCUGCUCGAUAACAUGAGGAGCUUCUCUGGGGUGGAGCUGCAGCACAUGAAGAUCCUCCCUGUGGUCAACAACAGGUUGUUCGACAUGUCUGCAUUCAUGGCCGGGCCGGGGAAUGCCAAAAAAGUGGUGGAGAACGGCGCCCUCUUGUCCUGGAAGCUCGGCUGCUCACUGGACCAGAGUACAGUCCCAAACAUCAACAGUGUCCAGGGUCCUGCUAAAGAAGGCACAAUGUCCGCCAAGCUGGGCUUCCCUGUGGUGGGGUGGCACAUUGCCAACAAGAAACCCCACAUCCCAAAGAGGGUCAGGCGUCAGCUAAACAAUACCCCAACCCCCGUCCUGGCAGUUCUUCCUCCAACGACUGUAGUAGAGCCUCCAGUGAGGAUCAUCCCAACCCUUUCUUCACCAUCUAUUGCUGCUCCAACCGAAAGCUCUGCUCCUCCAGUGAGAGGCCCUGUCCCUCUACCAGGAAAACCCACCAUCAGAGUCCGUGACCCAAUCGCUCACACCCCGACCCUGGGACCCCCUCAGCCAACAAGGGUCAUGGAGACCACCAGCACCAUUCCUAUCCAGCCAACCAUGACCAGGCCUACCUAUGUGGAGGCCACAGCCACGCCCCCCACACCUACAAGAAGACCUACCAAGAAACCCAAGAGACCCAAAACCACACCAGUUCCCAAAGAGCCAAAGACUUCAACAGCAAAGCCCCCCAGACGCACCACGCCGUCAGGUGGAGUCGUCCCUGACCCGUUCAACAAGAAGCCCUCCCUGCGUAACCCCAUUGACCAGGUCAACGCACUGGUGGGCACCUACUUUGAGGUGAAAAUCCCGUCUGAUACAUUCUUUGAUCCAGAGGAUGGAACUACAGACAAGCUGCGUCUCACUCUGAGGCAGAACCACAAUGAAGUGGUUGGAGAGGGCUCCUGGAUCCAGUUCAACACCACCAGCCAGCUUCUGUACGGCCUUCCUGAUGUCCAACACGUUGGGAAACAUGAAUAUUUCAUGCAGGCUGCCGACAAAGGUGGCCUGACUGCAAUCGAUGCUUUUGAGGUCCGUGUGAGCCGCUGGCCCAUCAAUGACAAGACCCCUGCCAUCUUCACGGCUCGCUUUGAUGGUGAUCCACGGUCAGUGACAAACGACAUCCACAAGAAGAUCCUCCUGGUCAAGAAGCUGGCAUACGCUCUCGGGGACAGAAACAGCAGCACAGUCAGUCUCAGGAACAUCAGCAAAGGCUCCAUUGUGGUCGAGUGGACUAACACCAGCCUCCCAACACAGCCAUGCCCCAAAGAACAGCUACAAGUCAUGAGCAGGACUCUCGCUAGUGCUGAUGGGAAGCCCUCACAGACCUUUAGGUAUUCUAUGGAGCCUGAAUUCAGACCUCUGGAUGUCAUGGUGAAGGGACGUGCCAGCUGCAGGAUGUUUUCCUUCAUCCCCCCAGGAGAGAUCGACAUCCCUGAACCUCCGGCAGUCACUCCAGCUCUGGGGACAGGCAGGCAGAGCACAGAUGAUGUUUACCUCCACACAGUCAUUCCUGCUGUGGUGGUGGCAGCCAUCUUGCUCAUAGCAGGUAUCAUAGCGAUGAUCUGCUAUAGGAAGAAGAGAAAAGGCAAGCUGACCAUUGAAGAUCAGGCCACCUUUAUCAAAAAAGGUGUACCUAUCAUAUUUGCUGAUGAGCUGGACGACUCUAAGCCGCCUCCUUCUUCCAGUAUGCCCCUGAUUCUGCAGGAGGAGAAGCCCCCACUCCCGCCCCCUGAGUACCCCAACAUGGCCACUCCAGAGACCACUCCCCUCAACCAGGAGCUUCUGGGGGAGUACACCGCUCUGCGGGACGAGGACCCAAACGCCCCUCCCUACCAGCCGCCACCUCCCUUUACCACCCCGAUGGAGGGCAAAGGCUCCCGUCCCAAGAACAUGACCCCCUACAGAUCUCCUCCUCCCUACGUGCCCCCCUAAGACUGGUGUGACCCUCCUCUCAUGGGGUGGAGGGAGAAAACGCCUGAGGAACUGUGACGGUUUCCAUCCUGGUGUUCGUCUGUCAGGACUUCAACAGGGAGAGAUGACAAAAGGUGCUAAAGUACAACACAGUUACGGGGGACUAUGGUGGGGGAGGGGCAGCCGUGAGGUGGGUGGGGUUUUCAGUAGACAAAUGGGGUAUUUGGUUAGAACAGCUGGGUGGGACUACUUUUUUAGUGGAAGCCCAGCUACUACAGUGGCCUAAGACAAACAAGCUGUCAUCACAUUGGCUGUCAGAAGACCAUGUGGUCAGAGGUGACAAAUGGGAGACAAGCUCUCCCUUCCCAGCAUCUGCAUUUUUUUGUCUUUCUCUGUUUGUUUAAAAUUCUGGCUUUUAUUUAGUGUUGUCAUCAUUAUCCCAACAUUUGAUUCUUUUUGUUCUGGACUGAAUGUUUUUCCUAACAGCUCGUCUUUUGUCGUUCUUUGAAAUCAAACCUGAAGAGAGUGAACUGCCAUCAGACCUCUGCAGGCGACAACAACUGUUUUUAAUCAGGAAAGUGAAUAUUAAAACCUUCUCACAAGGAUCUGACAACACUGUGUGUGUGUGUGUGUGUGUGUGUGUGUGUGUGUGUGUGUGUGUGUGUGUGUGUGUGUGUGUGUGUGUGUGUGUGUGUGUGUGUGUGUGUGUGUGUGUGUGUGUGUGUGUGUGUGUGUGUGUGUGUGUGUGUGUGUGUGUGUGAGUGAAUGAGGGGGUCUGUUUGAUCAGAUUUAAUACAGUUUGCCUUUUAACACGAGUUGUCUGUUUCUAUCCUUAUUCACGGCGUCUAGUAAAGAUGAGAAUAACAAGGUAGCCUAAAAAGAUUUAGAGAUGAAUAAUAAAUACUUUGUUUGUGUCACUGGUUUUGAAUUCACUGUAUCUCUGGAGGAUUGUGUUACUUCUUUAGUGGAGGAAGAACGCAGGUAGAAAAGGACUGCCUCACUAAAAUAACCUGCAACAACUCUUUAUGCCUGUUUUACAAUAAGCCAAUAAAUGUUAUGUUUCAUGAUGUUCACUCAGCAGACAUUGCCAUGCUCAGGAAGCACAAAUAGUCAUAACGUCACAGGGAUCAGCAGCUGAAAGACUAAAGAUGGUGGACGGACAUUUGGACUCUUUGUUUAGACAACAGGGAACAUUUGGAUGCAAUAUUUUAGGUUUCAUUCAGAUGUCUGAUUCUAACAUUUGACCCAUAUCUUAAGCUUAACAAAAUGAACAGCCGUUUUCCACAUCCACUAGCUCCUUAAAAACAGGUACAGGAGUCCUUGAGGUUAUUUUGGAUCUGAGAUUAUUAUAUUUUUAUGUUUGGAGGCAGUCCUUCUCUUCAGUCUGAGGACAAACGUUGUGCCAUAACUGUCCCUGAUGGGACUGAAUAGAUAUAUUCACAUUUGAGAGGUCACAGCUGAGAUGGCCACGUGUUUCAAAAUGAGGCAGGAAGAUGAAACAACCUUGAGUCUCCAGCAGCUAUCUCUCUGAAUGAAUAAAAUGUUCCUUCUAAUUUUUUAAAAAGUUUUUGAUACAGCCUGAAAUGGUUCGAUAAUAAAGUGAUUUAUAAAAUCUUAGUUUAGAAUUUCAAUUAUGAUUCAGUUAUGUGCACUUUGUUUUUUUUUGUCAUGGGUCACAUAUUUUACGAGUUUUAUUUUAUCCUGUGUGUUUGCAUAUCAAAUGUAUCUCCCACUAUACAAAGAUGGAAUGACCGAUCUUUAAUGUAAUCACAAACUUUAUUUUUUGUCCUUCUGUUUGCUAAUGAGUUCAACUGAAAGUGAUCCUCUGCAAUAAUAAUGUAAGGCACAGUCCACUGGCUGACUGUCGGUGACUCACGUUGUCAUAAUAUUGUUGGUUUUUUGCAGGAUGCCAAGGCUUUUUGCUUUUCAAGUGUGCAUUGUCAUAAUAAAACCAACUGGUACGAUUUAAACCAA
Messenger RNA from Labrus bergylta (ballan wrasse), 4890 nucleotides. The record is from RefSeq and is a predicted model, not a curated record. Lineage: Eukaryota; Metazoa; Chordata; Actinopteri; Labriformes; Labridae.